AGGGAGAACAGAUUACUCAUACAAAUUUUAAAAAUCUCGUUACAGAAAUUUUAUAAUUUCUAUUUUUUACAUUAUUUAGAUCGGUUUAUUUCAGUUAUUUUUUUUAAUAAGUUUAUAACAUAUUCUUCACUUUUUAAUCAACUUCAAAGAAGCACCUCAUUGACCAGAGUACAUAAAAACUAGGGAGGAGUAAGAACUAAGGAUGUCGAUGCUACCCUUUCCCCAUCUUUUAAGUUUCCAUUUUCUUACCUUUCUUACGCCGCGAUUCUGCUGCCACUUUACACAUAAUUAUAUAUAUACUUAUAUUUAUAUUUAUGUUAACAUUUUUUCAUAAACUUCAUUGACCUCCCUUAUUAUCAAUCAUGAAAUCAUUAAUCAAAAACCAACCUCUAACCAAAUUAUUUUUAAUCUCAUCUUCAUUAUGUGCAAUUUCUCUCUUCUUGUUUCUAACCAUACUACUCUUUACCACUUCAAAUAUACUAAUACUAAACAUUGGUAAUUCUUCACCACAACUUAGUACUGAAUCUAGUCCCACCACUAUUGAUCAUCUUAUAUUUGGAAUUGCUUCAAGUGGAAUAUCAUGGCCUAAAAGGAAAAAAUAUUCCAAACUUUGGUGGAACAAUAAAAAUAUGAAAGGCUGUGUUUUUGUAGAUACUCUUCCAGUCGAAGAAAAUGAUAUAAAAAUUAAUAUCGAUGAUGUUUCUUUACCGCCUCUUUGUGUUUCUGAAGACACUUCCAAUUUUCAUUACACGUAUAAACCAGGCGGAUUAAGAUCAGCAAUCCGCGUGGCGCGUGUCGUGAAAGAGACAGUUGAAUUGAACCAUUCUAAUGUUAGGUGGUAUGUGUUUGGUGAUGAUGACACAAUUUUCUUUCCCGAGAAUCUUGUUAAGACACUUUCUAAAUAUGAUCAUAGGAAUUGGUACUAUGUUGGUGCUUACUCUGAGAAUUAUGAAGCGUCUCAUGUUUUUGGUUUUGGAAUGGCUUUUGGUGGAAGUGGUUUUGCUUUAAGUGCUUCUUUAGCAAAUGUAUUGGCUAAGGUUUUUGAUUCAUGUAUUAGAAGAUAUUCUCAUCUUUAUGGAAGUGAUGCUAGAGUGUUCUCUUGCAUAACAGAACUUGGUGUUGGAUUAACAUAUGAACCAGGUUUUCAUCAGGUUGAUUUAAGAGGAAAUAUCUUUGGUUUAUUGGCUGCACAUCCAUUAAGUCCAUUGUUGUCCUUACAUCAUCCAGAUAUUACUGAUGCAAUCUUUCCUAACAUGACAAAUUCAAACUCACUUCAACAUUUAUUUGAAGCUGCAAAUGUUGAUUCUCAGAGAAUCCUACAACAAACAGUUUGCUAUGAAAGGCGAUUUUCGCAAACAAUUUCAAUCUCAUGGGGAUAUGCAGUUCAAUUAUUCCAAAACAAUGUUCUUUUGCCUGAUGUUCUUAGGGUGCAAGAAACAUUCAAGACAUGGAAAGAAAAUACUGUUAUGGCAGGAAUAUAUACUUUCAGCACAACAAAACUUCAUCAUGAUCCUUGUAAAAGACCAAACAUUUUUUAUCUAGACAAUGUAUCUUCUGAUAAAGAUGGUAUCAUUACUAGCAAUUAUAAGAAAUCUUUUCGAAAUUGUUCGUACGAUACGUCGAAGAAUCUUGAAGUGAUUAAAGUUGUCACAAAUAAGUUAGAUUUUGACAGUAAACAGUUGCAGGCUCCAAGAAGACAGUGUUGUGAUGUGUUGCCAUCUAACUCUGGUCACUUAAUGGAAAUUGCAAUUAGAGAGUGCAAAUAUGAAGAAUUGAUUUAUAUGCAUUGACAGAACAAAUGUAUAUGUCAAAUGUCUUACAAUAUGGUUAAGUAGAUUAAUUCUUGAAGAGCAUUGGGAGAAGUAAUUCCAAGUUUUAUAUAUGCUAGAAAUUAGCAAAGGGACUUAUUGAAGCUAUACCAAUGAUUUUUUUUCUUUCUUCCUUUCUGUUCAACCCAAGCUUGGAAGAUUGAGGAAUGCUUUGGACUUGAUGAAUUUCUAAGUGCACCUCAUUGGUUUAAUAAUGGAUAUCAGCAAGUUCAAUCUCUCUGGUUUUGUAUUGAUUAUAUAUUUAGAACUCUUGAUACAUUUAACGCAUAGCAAUGAAGGAAAGUUAUCCCAAGAAACAUUUUGAUUUUAAUGUA
Molecule: messenger RNA, 2143 nt
Organism: Cicer arietinum (chickpea)
Lineage: Eukaryota; Viridiplantae; Streptophyta; Magnoliopsida; Fabales; Fabaceae
Source: RefSeq, a predicted model, not a curated record